AUGUCAGCCGUUGGCAAGAUUGCAGACCUGUCCGCGAACCUUAGCAACAAUCUCAAUCUACUAAAUAUCAAAGUCGACUUUUCACAUUCUGACUUCUCCCUUUGGAAGUGCUCGGCUCCGAAGGAGUUUUCUGCAGUGGGUGCAGCCUUGUCGUCCCAGAGGAAGAGCAAUGCGGAAGAUGGUCCAACUCACAAGACUGCUCGAAGGCUGGGCGGUCUAUUUGAACAGCUGAUUCCUUCCACCCCCAAACUCCUCAAGGCUUAUGGGUUGCGAUCAUCAGAAAUAAUUGGAACACCCGGCAUCAAUCCCAAAGGCACCGAUAAAGAUGGCCCUUUUGAAGAGUAUGUCGGGACUGAUUGCACCACCCUAUGGGCUGCCGCAACCUCAGGCCCGGCUUCCCUUGGAAUCCAGUUGUUAUCUUGCAUCCUUGCAAGAGCCUGGCCUGCUGAUAAAGCUACCUCGAUCUGGGUUGAGAUUGUUGCCGAGAGGCAGGCGGAGGUCGUGGCUGCGGUGAACGAGAAUUGUAUAAUUUCCACUUCUACACUCGUUGCUGCAAGACAGGACAUCUCGAGGUCGGAACUUGCAAAUUGGGAUGCGAGCGUCAGAUCUUGGCUUCGACAGGCUGAUCAGAUUAAACGAACUGAUCACAAUCAGUUCCUUCUAAUCAUCAAGAAUGUUGCAACUCCUUUCGUCACCAGCAAAUCCACCUAUUUGUCAGUCAUCGGCAGCUGGACGAAAUCAAUGUGUUGCAUGGAAAAACUUCUUAAUGACGAGCCCCAGCAAGUAUCCGAUAGAGCUGUACUCCUCGCACUCUCUGCUUGGCAUCUGUACCCUGAUCUAGUCGUAUAUGGAGAUGAAGCAACGAAUGUGAAGUUCCAUGAUCGUCUCACCCCUGAGCACGCAAUUGUCACCCUCGGACUUGGGGUGAUGAGAGCGGAUUGUGAUGAUGGUGGUGUACGAUGGUCUUUGGCACUGUCUCAUCUACGAUACUACGGAGAUCCUGUCAAAGUCACUAGUAACGAAGACAUCUCUCGUGUAUCGAUUAAUCAGCUUGAAGCAGUAGUGCUGGGGGUGGUAUUUGGUUCCUGGGGCCUUGCGAAGGCAGAUAUGAUUGACGCCGCGCGAUGGGUAAAAGCAUUGUGGGAUUACUUGCAAACCUCAAUCCCGCCUGAGAAUACCAGUCUUCGAUUCGGCAUACGGUGGAUGUCAGUCCUUGCUAGUGGUGCUGUAUACAUUACUGAGCUACCGGAUUCAGAAUUGAAAAAUGGUACGGCACUACUUGGCUAUGGAGCGCGUCGAGCGGGUAGAUUUAUCUGUGAUGAUCAUAUGCCUCGGGGUUAUCAAACUCCUUUCUUUGGGCUCCUUAACAGAUCGAUUUCGUCAUCACUAUCGGAGAAGUAUGAUAUUGACCGAGGGGUCCAUUAUCUGCGGGGGCUUGCAGGAUCAAUUGGACUCCAGAAUGACGAGGCUUUCAUUAGCUUCUCGAUAAAUUUUGGGAAGAUUUGCUACUACGAAUAUGCGACGGUGACUCCGCAUCAUCAGCAGCUUGAUGGACCACUCCAGGACUCGGCCAUCAAAACGACACAUGGAAGGUGGAUCCAGGCCACAACUUGUUGGGAAGCCAAAAUGAAUCCCUACCAGAGCGUUUUCUCUAAUAAGGAGCCUCCAAUUCGUUUUAAACCCCUUUUCCAGUCCCAGGCUUCGUGCCAUUGCGUAAAUGAAAUAUGUGGGGUUAAUUGCCCUUGCAGUGUAAACGGGGUUGCUUGUGGCACUGGAUGCCAUUCUUCAUCUGCUCGACAAUGCCAAAAUCCUAUAGAUAUCAGUUCCCGAAUUGAGUAUCUUGUGGAGAAAGGAGAGACAUGCCACUUACCUUACAACCUCCAACUCCACCCAGGCAGGGAAACACAAAGUACACCAGUUCGAUCGUUUUGUUCUCAGUGUUGCGAAGAACAGAUGCCCAUACCUACUAUUCUUCGGCGAGGUGAUGCAGGAAAUCAAAUCUGUUGGAUCAACCCGCCGAAAUUAUUUAGCAAACGAACAAGCCCAUCGACACUACUCAGCGAUUGUCCAGCCGGCGGUAACUGCCAGUGCUUCGAUUGGACCCCGUUACCCUUCCAAAACAACCCUGAAGCACACAAUAUAUACCACAUCCGACGAGAAAAGGUCAACUUCCGCCGCGUCCUCCAAUUCCCAGGCGACGGGUAUGCAGGUGGUGGCUUCGAAUUAUAUAUCAGAGACUGGGAAGACGGAAAGGUAAAUUUCGAGCAUCAGUACUACAACGAUCGCCUUGAAAAAGCAAGAAAGAGUAUAGAUAGUGUUAAGGAGGGUCUUCAAUUAUUCCAGAGCCGAAAUCUAGAACCCUCGAAUGUCUGGAGAUUCCUUAACAGGGUUAGGCUCAAUGAUCCUCUCACUGAAGCCGAAAGAGCGCCAAACCCGCCAGUUGAAGGGACAUACGAUCACAACUUUGAUCUAACCUACAAUCGCCUUUGGGCCGCAAAAAUGAUGUCCUUAGUUAACCUCCCAUUGCCCAGCCUUCCGUCAGUUCAAUGGCAUCAUUCCCUGAAGGCGCUUCAAUCAGCUGCCUUAAUCUACGAGAGACUUCCAAAUGCGACAAUAUCUCUCGAGAUUGUGACCCAUCCCAUUUUAAAUGGCCAUUGGGCACCAGGGCCAUCCAUAUAUCCAGAGGACGGGAUGAGACGCCAGAACACUUUUGCAUGCGUUGUUUUGUUUGAGACUGGCCAUAUCAAUUUGACUCCACUUGACCUUGAACCCGUACUUGCAAUAAGCAUUGACAACUCAAUAUAUGUUGCUGGGGAGCUCUUGUCAGAUCCUUUUGACUACGUCACGGGCUAUGAUAUCCGUCACAUAGUAGGGAACAUCGGCCAUCCAGGAGUGAGUUUGAUGAUUGGACCACAGUCCCCUCGAGUCAGGAGUUUGAGUGAUGACUGGCGACUUGUGCAACACGAUUCAUAUGACUUGAAAAGGGAGGACAAUUUCAAGGGGACUUCGUUACAUUUGUCAUUUACCAAAUGGAAAGUACCACUGCCGACGACCAAUCCCGGCUCUAUCGACCAAGAAGUGCAUUUCCUCGAGUCCGUGAUCUCUCUGUGUGACCGUGGGGAGUGGAUAGCCGACUUGGACAUACUAGGCCUACACAAGAUGAAGCCGGAGCGAGUGGAUGUGGAAUGUACUUGUGAAGGUCCCACACCAAACCAGGAAGCUUGGUUGCAAAAGAUCAUAUCUCUCGACAAUUGGGAAGAGACUCUGGACCUACCUUCUUCACUUAGCAUUGUUCGAGCACAUGGCAACUGGGCCACACGGUUGGCUGCUGUUUCACUGCUGAGUCAGAAGGGCCUGGGUUGUAGAAUCGGUAUUAUAGGGCCACGGAAAAUCUGCUGGGAGAAGAUUCACAUGAGAUCUUUUCUUCGCGAUGAUAUGAGCUUCCUCGUACUCGUUGAUUGA
This is a messenger RNA of Venustampulla echinocandica, 3462 nucleotides long. RefSeq lists its product as uncharacterized. Lineage: Eukaryota; Fungi; Ascomycota; Leotiomycetes; Helotiales; Pleuroascaceae. The record is from RefSeq and is a predicted model, not a curated record. Bases 1 to 3462 code for a protein of 1153 amino acids. The transcript has a single exon.